GGGCGCAACUAGGUCACAUGGUUGCUGUCGAGCGGAUGAGGGCUACGGAAGGAAGAGGAAGACAGCUCGAAAACUUUUCCCUGCACUUUCUCACUUCAAUGGCUACCGUUCGAGAAAAAUAGAUACUAUUGGGAGAUUCAAGUGGUUGCCAAUCCGGUUAGGAGCCUUGUCAGAUAAGAGCUGGAUGAAAUGAAAGCCAUAGCCAGAGGACGUGGUGCAGGUAUUACCAGGCAUGGGGAUGCUCCCAGAAGGGGUAGAAAGCCAAAGAGGAAGCUGGAAGCAGGCACUCACCAGACCACUCUAGUGGUAGGAGGGGUGGGCGGUCACACCCUCCUUUGCCAAAAACCUGAUGGCACGGUUCCUCAGGAAGCAGCCGUCUUUGCUAGUAAUGCCCUCCAGCUCAACAAACAGUAUGGGGCAAGCCCUGAAAAGACCCCAGGAUUGGCUCCAGGGGGGUUGUUGCCGGGAUAUGCAUCUAAAUCCCUCUCCGCCACAGCUGCACCUAAAGGGGAGGGUAGUGUGGGAAGCCAGGAGCGUAGUCAUUUUGGCGAUCCCUCUUCGGGAAAGAGCCGCUUCGCCUGGAAGUCCAUGGUGAAAUCGGCCCCUGCUCCUAAUGUACCACAGAUGUUGAAUAAAGACAAAUCAUUAGCAGCAGCAGCAGCAGCAGCAGUAAGAGAUGAAGAGACGCCAUUGCACAUCAAGCUACCUCUGAGUAAGAAGCCAUCUACAGUGCCCAGAACAGUCUCAAGGAAAAAGAAAAGAAAAAUGGGAACUUACAACUUUGUCAACAAGAAGAAAACUAAGGUGGUGAGGAGAGCACCCCAACCCUUGUUCACAUCUCAGGAAAGCUUGAAUAUGAAUGGCGCCCCAGACAGAGGUGUGGAAGAAGCAGAAGCAGAAACAGCUGCUCAAGACCGAGGAGACCCGGCCCGUGCAGCCACCCCUCUAGGGAGAGGAACGGAAGUGUUUGCAGACGAGUCGCGCCCAAAAGACACUCAGCAGGAGGUGACCAGAGGGAUUGAAAUGUACACGGAGUUCCCUCUGCACUCGCUAGACCUGAAGGGGCAGGAGGACAUCUUCACCUCAAUGCAGUCAGGUUUGUCAGAUGGCCCGGACGCCAUGGAGACAGAUGCCAUGCUGGAGCUCCCGCUGUGCUGCUGCCGCAUGGAGGCCCCUAAGAGCCAGGAGAUCCUCACACUGUCCGAGGGCAAGUGCAUGGCAGUAGAGAGUGUGGAUGGACAGCUCAGUCUCUGCAGAAAAAACAUCCAGAAGCAGGAGAUGAUGCGGCCCUCCAUCCGGAUCCCGCUGCUGGUGUUGUGUGAGGACCACCGAGCUGGCAUGGUCAAGCACCAGAGCUGCCCCCGCUGCGGCUUCUACUGCCGGGCGGGGACCUUCAUGGAAUGCCAGCCUGAUGGCAACAUCUCUCACCGGUUCCACCGCGACUGUGCCUCAGUCAUACUGGGGCAGAUCUACUGCCCACACUGUGGGGAGGACGCCAGCCAGGCGCAGGAAGUCACCGUCGCCAAGCCAGACGCGAUGUUUAUUAUGCCAACAGCGACCACGCUCCAAAACAAGACGGAUCUUUCGCUGAAGGGUAGGUCUAAGAUCGGGCCGUACGCAGCGUCCCCCAGUAAAUCCAAAACCGGAGCGGUGGCCGCGGAGGCAGAGGCGGGGACCACCAAAGAGACGCUGGAGGGCAUCCUGGAAGCACUGGAUGAGCAAACAACUUCAAGAUAUAAGAAGGCACAAUAUCCUCCAGCACAGCUUUUAACCUCUGCUACGCAAGGAGACCUGCAGUCAGUCAUGCAGAUGCUGGUUGAAGGGGCAGACCCCAAUCGAACAUUGGACAGCACCAAGAGGCAGACACCCCUGCAUGUUGCGGCAGGGGGAGGCCAUAUUGAGAUCUGCCACAUGUUUGUUCAGGCUGGUGCCAAUCUCGACAUGUGUGACGAAGGUCAGAGAACCCCACUGAUGUAUGCGUGCGAGAACAAUCACCUGGAAACGGUUAAAUACCUGCUCAAAGCAGGAGCAGCCAGUAACCAGAAGGACUUAAGAGGCUCCACAUGCCUGCAUUUGGCUGCUAAAAUGGGGCAUUACAGCAUCAUGCAGCACCUGCUGACGGUGGCAUCACUAGAUGUGAACUGCCAGGACGAUGGCGGAUGGACCCCGAUCACAUGGGCGAUCGAAUACAAGCACAAGGACCACGUGCACUUACUGCUGUCCAAAGGCGCCGAUGUUCACGUGAGGGACACGGAGGAGAACAUUUGCUUGCACUGGGCGGCCUUCUCGGGAUCGGACGACAUCGCGCAGCUUCUGCUGGAGACGGGCUCCGACCUUCACGCCGCCAACAUCUACGGAGACUCGCCGCUGCACAUCGCUGUCCGUGAGAAGCAACUCGACUGUGUGAUGCUCUUCCUCUCCCGGGGGGCGGACGUCAACCUGCGAAAUCGAGACGGGGACACCCCUCUGGACUGCUGCCUGCCCAACUCUAAGCUCUGGACCAUUCUCAACACCAACAAGAAGCUGACGGACGCCAGGAAAUGCAGGGACAACCAGGGGGAGAGAAUCCUAACCAAGGACAUCUCUCGAGGAUAUGAGGCGGUACCCAUUUCCUGUGUGAAUGGGGUGGAUCACGAGCCGUUCCCCAGUAACUUCAAAUAUGUCCCUGAGAACUGCUGCACUUCCCAAAUGAAUAUUGAUGAAAACAUCACGCACUUACAGCACUGCAAAUGUAAAGAGGACUGCUCCUCCAAUAAUUGUAUUUGUGGCCAACUAAGUGUACGUUGCUGGUAUGACAAGGAGAGCCGUUUGCUUCCGGAGUUUUCUCGGGAAGACCCGCCCUUCCUGUUUGAGUGCAACCAUGCCUGCUCAUGCUGGAGGUCAUGCCGGAAUCGCGUGGUACAGAACGGACUUCGGACCAGACUUCAGGUCUUUCGGACUGAACAGAUGGGUUGGGGAGUGAAAGCAUUGCAGGACAUUCCUGAGGGAUCAUUUGUCUGCGAGUAUGUGGGAGAAAUAAUCACUGAUAAAGAGGCCAACACCAGAGGAAAUGACUCCUUUCUGUUUAAUUUGGACAACAAGGUUGGUGAUGCCUACUGCAUUGAUGCCCAGUUCUAUGGCAAUGUGGCCCGAUUUCUGAACCACCUGUGCGAGCCCAAUCUGUUUCCAGUCCGCGUGUUCACCAAACACCAAGACCUGCGUUUCCCUCGGGUGGCUCUCUUCGCCUGCAGGCACAUCCGAGUGGGAGAGGAACUCGGCUUUGACUACGGGGAGCACUUCUGGAAGGUCAAAAGCAAGUACCUGAGCUGUCAGUGCCGCUCGCCCAAGUGCAGUUACGCCGCGCUGGCCCUGAGCCAGGGCCAGGUGAGCCUCCCCCGGAAGACACCUGGUCCUCCACCCUCUGAUCUGCUCUCUCACGCACAGACUGCCAGCCCUGCCAACCUCCCGGCCAUCAAACCUUAAGCCCACACCGCACUCCCCGGUGCUUUUAAAAUGUUUUAAUGUGGAAUCUUACACCAAUGAUCGAAUGUGAGAAUGUUUUCCGUUUACCACUACUGAAUGAAUUGAACACACUGUGGUAGAGCCCAUUUUUAACAACUGCCUUUUUAGAAAAAUCACAUUGUUGAUUUCUUGAAUGAUCUGACACAAGACUAUGUAAUCAAAUGUGGUACCAGUGAUCGUGUGUGGUAUUGAACUGCACUCUCGUACUUGCAUGAAAUUGUAGAUUUUAAGUCGAAAUUAAAGUCAUAGGAAAAUAAAGUUGAUGAAAAGACAAUUAUUUUACUAUAUUUUCUUACCAAAUGUGUCUUAGUAUGACGGGAGAUAUGUCAGAGGGCCACUGUGUGGGAGUGGCCACUUUGCUAAGGAAAAUAAGCUGAUGUCUCAGUACUCCAGGGUAAAAUAAUGAAGUCAGUUACUCAUUGCUGAUGAUCAUUGUGGGUUUUACUAGUAUUAUCAAAAAAAAUAAAGACAUUUCGAAGUUUUUACUUGUUUCAGAU
Molecule: messenger RNA, 3998 nt
Organism: Clupea harengus (Atlantic herring)
Lineage: Eukaryota; Metazoa; Chordata; Actinopteri; Clupeiformes; Clupeidae
Gene: ehmt1a
Product: euchromatic histone lysine methyltransferase 1a
Biological process (GO): negative regulation of transcription by RNA polymerase II; peptidyl-lysine dimethylation
Cellular component (GO): nucleus; chromatin
Molecular function (GO): histone H3K9 methyltransferase activity; zinc ion binding; p53 binding
Source: RefSeq, a predicted model, not a curated record